Engraulis encrasicolus (European anchovy) is the source of this 2795-nucleotide messenger RNA. It is a transcript of the gene cdkal1, whose product is annotated as CDK5 regulatory subunit associated protein 1-like 1. The record is from RefSeq and is a predicted model, not a curated record. Gene Ontology annotation, molecular function: 4 iron, 4 sulfur cluster binding; tRNA (N(6)-L-threonylcarbamoyladenosine(37)-C(2))-methylthiotransferase activity. Gene Ontology annotation, cellular component: endoplasmic reticulum. NCBI's taxonomy places the organism in Eukaryota, Metazoa, Chordata, Actinopteri, Clupeiformes, Engraulidae. Gene Ontology annotation, biological process: tRNA methylthiolation. The coding region runs from base 100 to 1833 and encodes 577 amino acids. The transcript has 15 exons.
GUUUGCAGUAUGGCGGAAAGUUGGCGCAGAAAGUGCUAGCUGAAGAAAGUUGAUAUCUGUUUAACAAAUUAUAACUGAAUUUUAACGCUGAUUCAAUCAAUGUUGAAGAGCAAAACGUCACUUUUAACAACGACCAUGCCAUCUGCCUGCGACCCCAUGAUUGAUGACAUCGAGGACAUGGUGUCCGCACAUGAUCCUACUCCUCACGAGCGCCAGUUCGCAAGGAAAAGCAUCAUCCCGCGCUCCAGGAGACGUAAGAUGGAGCAGCAGACAACAGAGGAAAUGCAAACAGACAGUUUGAUCCCCGGCACUCAGAAGAUCUGGAUGCGGACGUGGGGCUGCUCCCACAAUAGCUCAGACGGGGAGUACAUGGCCGGCCAGCUGGCAGCCAGCGGAUACAAGAUGACCGAUGAUCCUGCGGAAGCUGAUCUGUGGUUGCUGAACAGUUGCACAGUAAAGAACCCGGCGGAGGACCACUUCAGAAACUCAAUCAAGAAAGCUCAGGAGCAGGAGAAGAAGGUGGUGUUGGCAGGUUGUGUUCCUCAGGCCCAGCCCAGGAUGGAGUACUUAAAAGGCCUCAGUAUAAUAGGGGUGCAGCAAAUUGACCGUGUUGUGGAGGUCGUGGAUGAAGCUGUCAAAGGUCACUCGGUGCGUCUGCUGGGCCAGAAGAAGGAUAAUGGGCGUCGUCUGGGAGGGGCGCGACUGGACCUGCCCAAGAUCAGGAAGAACCCUCUCAUAGAAAUCAUAUCCAUCAACACAGGAUGUCUGAAUGCCUGUACCUACUGUAAGACUAAGCAUGCUCGUGGGGAUCUGGCCAGCUACCCAGUGGAUGAGUUGGUGGAACGCGCUCGGCAAUCCUUCCAGGAGGGUGUAUGUGAAAUCUGGCUGACAAGCGAGGACACGGGUGCGUACGGCCGGGACAUCGGCACAGACCUGCCCACUCUGCUCUGGAGACUGGUGGAGGAGAUCCCAGAGGGGGGCAUGCUCAGACUGGGCAUGACCAACCCACCAUACAUCCUGGAACACCUGGAGGAGAUGGCUAAGAUCCUGAGUCACCCGCGUGUCUAUGCGUUUCUGCAUGUGCCAGUGCAGUCUGCGUCGGACAGUGUGCUGAUGGACAUGAAGAGGGAGUACUGCGCCGCUGACUUCACACACGUAGUGGACUUCCUCAAGGAGAGGGUUCCCGGCAUCACCAUCGCCACGGACAUCAUCUGCGGGUUUCCGGGGGAGACGGAGGAGGACUUCCAGGAGACCAUGGAGCUGGUGCGGACGUACCGCUUCCCCAGCCUCUUCAUCAACCAGUUCUAUCCCCGGCCUGGCACCCCCGCAGCCAAGAUGGAGCAGGUCCCCGCACACAUAAAGAAACAGAGGACCAAGGAACUGUCGGCACUGUUUCACUCCUACAACCCCUAUGAUCACAAGAUGGGUGAAAGACAGCAUGUGCUCGUCACAGAGGAGUCUUUUGAUGCUCAGUACUAUGUAGCACACAACAAGUUCUAUGAGCAGGUGCUGGUUCCCAAGGACCCUGGUCUGAAGGGCAAGAUGGUGGAGGUGGACAUCUACGAGACGGGGAAGCACUACAUGAAGGGCCGGCUGGUGGAGGAGUCCCCCGUGCUCACGCCCUCCAUCGCACAGCCGCUGCAGCAGGGCCAGGUGUCGGGGCUCACGCAGGAAGUGAAGUCUCCGUGUGAGAAUGGCGUCCAUGCGGCUGCAGUGGCGGCCCCCAGUCUGUCCUCCGGGGGACGCUGGGACCCAGAGACCCUGAAGAUGAUGUCCGUAGCCACCGCCAUCUUCGCCAUCCUGCUGGUCUUCGUCCUGGAGAAGAUCUACUGACGCACCAGCAAGAAACAAGAGACGCACAUGCGUAGACACAGAGACUCACAUGUACCCCUGCAAGAUGUGUCAUCUUGGUCAAUUUUCAUGGAGGCUAUCUGUGCAUGGACUGUCACUUUGUACAGUGCUACUGUGUCUGUGCGUGUGUGUACGCUCGUGUAUAUGUGUGUGGGUCUGUGUGCUUGCGUGUGUGCGUGUGUGUUUUUGUGGGCACAUAUUUGUGCUCGUCCAUGUUUGUCCAAAGAGUGUGUUUGAUCAUUGUUUGAAGUUUGAAACUGUGUGUGCGCGUGUGUGUGCAAGCUUGUGCUUGUUUUUGUAGAUAACAACAAUGUAAAAAUGUAGGUGAUUUCCCUUAGAGAGGUGGGAAAUGUCUUUAUUUUGUUCCUGUAAGCCUGGACUACACCAGGGGGGGGGGUAUUCCAAGAAGAUGGUUAAGUUGAGCUACAGGCUAGGUUGACCUACAGAGAGUAGUAAACCUGCUAAUAGAUGGCCUUGAGGCAUCAUUUAACUAAAAAAAAUGAGGACCUCAGCCUUCAUAAUUAGCUGAUUUACGGUAGCACUGCCUCCAGCUUAACUUAACCUGCUUUGCAACUGAAUAAGCUUCUUGGAAUAGCCCCCAAGCUGUGUGAGUGAGUGGGCCACAGAUAUCCUCUCGUGAAAUCAUUAUAUUCACCUUAGUUAGAAGGGUUUUAAAUGGACUGCAAAGACUAUUUGGUUUUAUUGUAUUUAUUUAUUUUAAAACCUCAGCAGCAGUGGAGACAGACACAGUGUGUGUAUUUCUGAAUCAGUGCUUAUUUCUUAAUAUUUGUUUUUCUUCUUCUCAUUGUUUUAUUAUGGAAUGGGUGUACAUCGUAUUGCUGCUACAGUUUGAGAAAUACAUGCACACACAUACCAGCACCAUCACAGUUCACAUUCAUCACGAUUCAUUUUGAUUGAUUCAAUAAACAGCAGCUCCAAACCCA